Messenger RNA from Paramecium sonneborni, 1097 nucleotides. NCBI's taxonomy places the organism in Eukaryota, Ciliophora, Oligohymenophorea, Peniculida, Parameciidae. The record is from the annotation of a GenBank genome assembly.
AUGGAUUAAUACUCAAGUGCCUUUUAGAUGUUAGGGUAAAAUAUGUUUUCAAAAGCUCCAUCAAGUGGUUAUAGUCAAGGAUAUCAUCCUAUGAUAUAAAAAAAUUAAAAUAAAUAGAAGUUUGAUUAACUAAUACAGUUAAUGUAAUUAUAAGAGUAGACAGUAUUAAAAAAAUACUUAAAAAGGUUAGCGAUUAUAAUACAAGAAUGAAAGAGAAAGAAGAUCAACUUUAUUAGUUGGAAUAAUAAUCAAAUCAACUAUAAAGAGAUCUAAUUUAGAAAGAUAAAUAGAGGAAUGAGCAUAAUCAAAUACAUUAUAAAAACUAUUAACCAACUUUUAAUGUUUAAAACAAUGUUGAAAUUGAGGAAGUGUAGUCUGAUGUAUAAUAGUAAUUUAAGAACUUAAAAUAAAAUAAAUCUAUGUAAGGAGCCGAUCAUCCAGAAGUGUAGUCUUAAUAAAUGCAAAGGAAGGCUUCUUUUUAAAGUAAUUAGAAUUAGACUAGACCAUAAACUAAUGGUAUUUAAGGGAACUUAAAAUUGUAAAAUAUGCAGAAAUAAAUUGAAGAGUAAAAUUAAUAUAUUUAAUAACUAUCUGAUUUAGUAGGGAAUAGGAAACCAAAAUAUGAUGCAGAAAAGGAGGAUAGUUUAACAUAAUUAUUGAAUGAAAGAGAUGAUUUAUAAAAAUAGCAAAUAUUGAAUGAGAUAAAGUAAUUAAAAUAGAGAGUAGAUGGAUAUGAUUAAUCUAGAUAAUAAAUGAUACAAUAGCCAUUUUAAGGAUAUGGUUUUAUGCCUUAAUAAUAAUUAUUGUAAUAAUAAGGGAUGAUGUAAUUAUAGAAUCCUUAUGGUAUGUAUCCUUAAAUGUAUCCUCAAAAUUUUUAAUAAUAAUAAUAAUAAAGUGAUGAAUCAGAUGAGAAUGAUUUGAAUAAUGAGAUAUUGAUGAAAUUGAUUGAUUAAUAAAAUAGAUAAAAAAAGAGAGGAUCAAGAAAUAGAUAGAAUAGUUAAGAUUAAAGAGAUAAAGAUUAAAGGAGAGAUAGAAGACAUGUAUAGAAGAGGAAAUAAAAGGAUGAUAAUAAUAAUAAUGAUGGAGAUGGUGAUUGA